Messenger RNA from Diaporthe amygdali, 798 nucleotides. RefSeq lists its product as uncharacterized. Gene Ontology annotation, cellular component: cytosol; eukaryotic translation elongation factor 1 complex. Bases 1 to 798 code for a protein of 265 amino acids. Gene Ontology annotation, molecular function: translation elongation factor activity; guanyl-nucleotide exchange factor activity. Gene Ontology annotation, biological process: translational elongation. Lineage: Eukaryota; Fungi; Ascomycota; Sordariomycetes; Diaporthales; Diaporthaceae. The transcript is spliced from 6 exons. The record is from RefSeq and is a predicted model, not a curated record.
AUGGGUUUCGCCGACUUCCUCCAGGAUGCUGGUCUGACUGUCCUCAACAGCUGGUUGACCACUCGAUCCUACAUCGUCGGAUGGCAUGCUCUGCCGCCUCGGCUGCUCCUCAUCUCGCAUCGCGGGAGAAAGAAAAGGAAAAGACUCGACGCGAUUCCCUUCCUGCCCUUUGAUGAUGAGAACAAUUGUUACGCCGCCUCCCAAGCCGAUGUUGCCUGCUUCAAGGCCCUGGAGGAGAGUCCCGACGCCGCCAAAUACCCCCACGCCGCUCGCUGGUGGAAGCACAUCGCCUCGUACGAGGCCGACUUCGCGACCCUGCCCGGUGAUGCCUCCAAGCCUUACACCGUCUACGGCCCCGACGUCGUUGCAGCCACUCUGAACCCCGCCAAGGCGCCCGCCGCCGAGGAGGAGGAUGACGACGUCGACCUUUUCGGCAGUGACGACGAGGAGGAGGAUGCCGAGACCGCCCGUAUCCGCGAGGAGCGCGUGGCUGCCUACAAGGAGAAGAAGGCUGCCAAGCCCAGGGCUGCUGCCAAGUCCGUCGUUGUCAUGGAUGUGAAGCCCUGGGAUGACGAGACCGACAUGAAGGCCCUGGAGGCGUCCGUCCGUGGCAUUGAGAAGGACGGUCUGGUUUGGGGUGCCUCUAAGCUGGUGCCCGUCGGUUACGGUGUCAGAAAGCUGGAGAUCAGCCUGGUCGUUGAGGACGAGAAGAUCUCUCUUCAGGACCUCGAGGAUGAGAUUGCCGGCUUCGAGGACUACGUCCAGUCUACCGAUAUCGCUGCUAUGCAAAAGCUGUAA